CUUCCAUUCUCUCAAUCACUCAAUCCUCGACAAAAUCGCUAGCUUAUUGGACAAAAUUUUCAUUUAGAUAUGGCAGGACGAUUUAGCACAUGGAGCAGCACCCUCCGACAAAGGCUAUCAUCGUUAUCACCAUCUUCAUCACGAAUGAUAUCCAAGAUCUCAUAUACUACUCUGCCUCUUGACACGCCCAUUGAAGAGGAGACGUUGCCCUUUUAUAAACCCGAGCAUUACUACCCCGUUAAAAUUGGCGACAUAUACGAGACCCGGUAUCAGGUUACGGGAAAACUCGGUUAUGGGGCGUAUUCUACAAGUUGGCUAUGCCGGGAUCUCCAUGUUGAAGGUAUCUACAUCGCUGCCAUCAACUCGACCGCAUCAGGUCGCGAGCUUAAGAUCUAUGAGCAUCUAGCCAGAGUCAAUUCUACGCAUCCAGGUCAAGCGCUGAUCCGCGAGCUUUAUGAUUCUUUCGACCUACACGGACCUGCUGGGCAACACCGCUGCUUAACGAUGGGGCUCAAUUCCAGGCCAUUUAAUCUGCCUCUUGUCAAAAUGACGGUGAAGCGUCUGCUUCUAGCUUUGGACUUCUUUCACACCGAAGCCAACGUCAUCCACACCGAUAUCAAGACGGACAACCUGAUGCUUAGUUCCGAGGACGACGGCAUGCUGGCGGACUUUGCGAAAGCCGAAGCCGAGGAUCCCAGCCCUCGAAAGCAGAUUGAUGAGUCUCGUAUCAUCUACCAGAGUCGGCGAUUCCGUCGACCGUCUGCAUGUAAGAGUUAUGGGCUCCCAAUCCUGUGCGAUUUUGGUGAGGCACGGAUUGGGAUCCAGCAGGAGUCUAGGCCCUUUAUUCAGCCGCACAUCUAUCGGGCGCCAGAGAUCAUCUUCGAAUUGCCCUGGGGAAGCGCCGCCGAUAUCUGGAACCUGGCAGGCUUGAUCUGGGACCUUUUCGAAGGGGAGUAUUUGUUCGAUGAUAUUUUCGAUGCCAAAGGCGGCCACGACCCGUUCAAGCAUCUGGCACGCAUGGUCGCCUUGAUCGGGCCACCGCCGGUGGGAUUUAUUCGCCGCAGUGAAACGACCGAACAGUGUUUUGACCCUGAUGGCGCCUGGGUUGCCCAUGAAGAAACAGUUGUACCAAUGAUCUCCUUAGGGAGCCUAGAAAAGCGACUUGCAGGAGAAGAGAAGGUGGAGUUCAUCCAAUUCAUGAUGUCAAUGCUGAAGUGGCUACCAGAAGAGCGAAAGACGGCGAAGCAGCUGCUCGAGGACUCGUGGCUACUCUGAUAUUUCAGCUAAACAUGCUUCCUUUGUCACAUUGGCUAUCAGUUCAUAUUUGGUUUACCCUGUCUCCUACCGGCGCCAAUAUCGCAACCUAUAAGAUUCCUUGGCUUAGAGCCAGCCUCGGCCUCUCCAUUCACCCGUCAUGUUACAAGCGCCUAGCAAAGCGAGCCAGCCACCGCUCGGGGUUAUAUCAGGGGGCCAAAAGUCUACGACUGAUCAGAAGCCCAACCUCAAAUUUUCCUACAUUUUUCUGAGAAAGCCUAACCAGUCUCUUCACCGACACUUGCACUGUGAGGCAUACAUGUCCCUUUGAAAUAGCCUUGGUGCCUGAUUUCGCGUCAAAAAGCCUUUGUUUCUGGUUCAUUCAGGCACACUAGGCAGUCUUUGUCGCGGCAUAGAUUCUUUAUCGAAGCGAAUUGCUCACUUAUGGCCCAGCAAUUCCACCCGCUUGUGAGC
Molecule: messenger RNA, 1728 nt
Organism: Aspergillus uvarum CBS 121591
Lineage: Eukaryota; Fungi; Ascomycota; Eurotiomycetes; Eurotiales; Aspergillaceae
Product: putative protein kinase
Exons: 6
Coding region: 70-1275 (401 amino acids)
Biological process (GO): regulation of mRNA processing; spliceosomal complex assembly; protein phosphorylation
Molecular function (GO): ATP binding; protein kinase activity
Source: RefSeq, a predicted model, not a curated record